Messenger RNA from Daucus carota subsp. sativus, 1085 nucleotides. Its product is annotated as tetraspanin-19. The transcript is spliced from 5 exons. The coding region runs from base 241 to 858 and encodes 205 amino acids. Lineage: Eukaryota; Viridiplantae; Streptophyta; Magnoliopsida; Apiales; Apiaceae. The record is from RefSeq and is a predicted model, not a curated record.
GCUUAUAGAAGACACUAAUGGUGAUAUUAAUUCAAGUGUAGAAGCAACACUGAAUGACAUCACUUGAAGAUGAAAAACACCAGCAUUUGACACCACUCAUAAUUAUUUCAAUUGGACCCUCCAUCCCUGUGCCUCUAUAUAUUGUUUCCCUUUGCAUUGCUUCCACUCCAAGCCUUUUUUCUUCUACUAAUCAAGUGAAAGAAAGGGAAAGUGAAGCUCAGUAGUACUUGCACAAUUUCCAUGGAGAAAACAGUAAAGACCUCCCUUCAACUAAUGCUGAAGGUUUUCAACUCUGUCGCGGGACUGGCUGGGAUCGCGAUGAUCAUGUAUGGCUUAUGGUUGAUUCGAGUAUGGCAGACCGACAUGAAAGGAACAUCUUCUGAGGAUCAAACUUCAUUUCCAUGGUUUGUACAUGCUUUUAUUGGCCUGGGAAUCAGCUUCUGUGCCAUUACAUGCCUAGGCCACUUUGCUGCUCACACUGCUUACUCACAUUUCCUCUCUGGUUAUAUAUCUGUUAUGUCUAUUCUUCUCUUUGUAGAGACUCUCAUGAUGGCACACCUAUUUCUCAGUCUUGAAUGGGAGAAGGACUUACCAGAGGACCCAACAGUGAGAUUUGAUGAUUUCAAAGAUUAUGUGGAGUCAGAGUUGAGUAUGUUCAAAUGGCUUGCGGUGUUGAUUGUUCUAACACAGGGAGUAUCAAUCAUUUUGGCCACAGCUGUUAAAGCACUGAGAACAGACCUGGAAAUGUCCUAUGGCUGCGACGAAGAUUCUGUCCCUCACCUUCUUCCAUAUUCUUCAGUUCAGCAACUUCCCAGCAUAGUCGGUGGACCGUACUUCGCCUUUGCCGACUAUGUCUGAGUGUUGUAGCUUUCUCAGCUGACAGAACCAGGAUGCGAGUGGGCAGGGAAGGGAAGCAAGCAAGUGAUGCAAGAAUUAUCAUCUAAAUUUAAGAUAUAAGAUGAAAUUCUACAAGCAAAUUAUAAUGCUGUAGCAAGAAUUUCCUACCAAUAUGUUAGUUUCAGUUCCAGCUGAUACUUGAGCUAUGAGAUAGUCUAAUGUUAUGAUCCUGUCAAUUUCUUCCUUUA